AACACACUUCCUCAAAAACUCUUUCUCGUAACUAACUUAUUAGGUGUAAAUCAAAUGUCAAGACAAUAAGCAUUUGCCUGCUCAGGUUAUGACUUUGUCACAUAUAAAAAAUGUGUAGAAGAGGACUGGCCAGACAAUAAUCCAGAAAUGUGGAAAUAGAGAAGCUAACACAACAUGGUUUCAAGGAAGGAUGUGUAUGUGUUGACCUGAGAUACAGGUCAAGCUAACCAAUCCAGUACGGAGCAGUGGCGAGGGCCUCUCCCUGUCCCUCUUUUGGGUGAGGUGAGAGACUUGAGGACUUGUGUGAGAUGCGCUCUACCCUGUCCCUGUGUGGUGGAGGUGGUGGAGGAGGAGGAGAGCGGGGUCUCAGGGCCCGGGUGGGCAGGAUGAAGAGGCUGCUGUGCCUGAGGCCUGUCCACCGUGUGGACGUGCAGACGGACAUGGAGCCUGGCGUGUGGCUGAGGAGCUUCCAGCUGCUGGACCCCGAGGGACACUCCGAGGACCCAGUGCAGGAGUGGGGCGAGGAGGUCGAGGAGGGCGCCGUGUUCGGCAUUACCCUGCGGAGGGAGCCCACCUCGCUGGACGCCCAGACAGACUCCGCCUCUCCCGGCGACGUGCACCCCUCCGUCUUCAGCUUUGCCCAGUACCACACUGUCAAGGUGCGCCGGCUCAAGGCUGCCACCCUGGAGCGUCUGGUCUGCCACCUGCUGGACGCCGAACACCAGGAGGGCGACUACGCCCGUGUCUUCCUGUCCACCUACCGGACCUUCACCUGCCCCAACACCCUCAUAGAGCUGCUCUUCCAGAGAGAUGAUGUGAUGGCCAACCUGGACAACAGCGUCUGCCCCAGGAGCACGCUGCUGCCAGUGAUCCGGCUGUGGCUGGAGGAGUUUGGGGAGGACUUCCGCGAGCCGCCCCAGUACCACGCCCUGCGGCUGGUCAUCGUCCACCUGCGCCACCGCCUCUGCUUCCGACGCCUGGCCCUGUCCGCAGAGACCCUGCUCAAGAGGCUCCAGGCUGAGGAUCACAGCACCUGUCAGGCGACGCUGAAGGAGACCGGUGACUGUCAACAGCCGGAGGAGGAGGGACGCGGAGAGACGGACACCAAGGAGGAGGAGCCACAGGACUGGAUGGACGUCCCAGAGAAGGAGGUGGCCGAGCAGCUGACGAGAUUCGACGCCGAGCUGUUUGCGAGGGUGGUGCCGUUCCAGUGCCUGGGCUGCGUCUGGUCCCAGCGGGACAAGAAGGAGAACCGCCGCCUGGCGCCCACCGUCCGCGCCACCAUCGCCCAGUUCAACGCCGUCACCAACCGCGUCAUCACCUCGCUGCUCUGCCCCUCCCCCCCCGCGCCGCCCUCCGCCGCCCCCUCGUCGUCGUCGUCGUCCUCCUCCCACUUCCCGCCCUCCCCCUCCCCGGGCUCGCCCCGCCGCCCCCACACUAGCCCCGCCCACAGGGCCCAGGUCAUCGAGCGAUGGAUCGGCGUUGCGCAGGAGUGCCGACAGCUGAAGAACUUCUCGUCCCUGAAGGCCAUCCUGUCGGCGCUGCAGUCCAACGCCGUGUACCGCCUCAAGAAGACCUGGGCCGCCGUCAGCAGGGAGUCCAUGGCCACCUUUAAUCUGCUGUGCGAGACCUUCCCUGACGAGAACUGCGUGCUGACCAACAGGGAGAUCCUGCUGGAGGACGGGAGCCAGGCCACAGAGGACACAACCUCCAAAACUCCUAAAAUCUGCCCAUGUCCAAGCAAGUGUCAAAUGUCGAAUUCAGUGGUCGAGAGCAUUCACCCGAGCCUCGUCCACUUUGAGAAGCGUAGAAGGGAGUUUGAGAUCCUGUCCCAGAUCCGCCAGCUGCAGGCCUCCUGCUCCCAGUACAGCCUGCCCCAGCGUGAACACAUCUCCUCCUGGCUACAGGCUCACUCCCUGCUCUCCGACCAGGAGAGUUAUGAGCUGUCUCGGUACCUGGAGCCCCCGGUGGACCCCUGCCCCAGCUCCCCCUGCUCCUGGAGCCACCGCCUGCUCAACAAGAAGCUCACCUCGUUGCUCUCCGUCAACGACAGCUCCAGCAGGAAGACGCACGCCGACCAGAUCAGUGUUUCGUCCUCGGGCUCCAGCAGCUCAGAGAUGGAGGACCUGUCCUCCACCCCCCAGCCCUCCCCUCUCAGGCUCAAACUCCAGUCCCUGUCAGGCUCCCUCCAUGACGUGGCCGAGGACGACUUCUCCUCCUCCUCGUCCUCCUCCUCCUCCUCUUCCACGUCCUCCUCCCCGACGCCCUCCACCUCCUCCUUCAGCUCCUCGCAGGCUGACCUCAGCUCCUCCACCUUCUCCUCCUCCAUGGCGCUGAGUCCAGAGCCCUCCACCUCCUCCUCCUCCCAGCCCUCCCUGCCCGUCUACAACAGGCAGGUGGCCGACUCCUGCAUCGUCCGGGUCAGCGUGGAGUUCAGUAACGACUGCAACGUCUACAAGAGCAUCCUGCUGACCAGCCAGGACCACACUCCCCAGGUGAUCCAGCGGGCCCUGGAGAAGCACAACCUGCAGGGCGUCAGCUGCCACGACUUCAGCCUCAGCCAGCUGCUGUCCUCCGACAAAGAACUCCAGAUUCCAGACAAGGCCAACGUGUUCUACGCUAUGUGCACCCAGGCCAACUACGACUUUGUCCUGCGCCAGCGCUGGAGGAGCCACAGCCGUCACCCCUUCACCUCCUCCCCCUCCUCCAGCCCCGGGGCUCUGGCCAGGGCACGCCACGGCAAGUAGCCCAACGCCGCCCCCUGUGGCCCCCGGAGGGAGAACCACAUCUAGACUCACAGCUUGCGGCCAACCCAGCCCCGUGAGAGGUUACCGAACCUGUCCAGGAGUGUAGCUGUUUAGAAUGUUCCAUCGUGUGUAUCCGCUUGUGUGAUUUAACGAUUACAUGUAACACACUCUGUAAGAUGUACGCUAUCUGCAUUGGGAUCGGUCGAUAUCGUAACCUGAGGACAGGUGCCAUGGAGGCAACCCAAUUGAUUCGCUGGACGGAAAGGGUGGCGCUGAAAUCGAUGUCCACAUAUGGAUACGUGGAAGCAUCCGGAAUGAAGGAGCUCGGAUGGACAGCUAGCACGCUUGCGCCCACAGUACGGUGACGGGGAAAACAGAAUCCAUUUUAAGAGAGUGGAAAUGAGAAGGUGAUCGUGUGUGGAUGUUUUUAAAGUAUUAGCAGGCUGAGGUGAGAUUCACCAGGAUUAAAAAAAUAAAAAACUCUCUGUAUAUCACACCAGUGGCAAGGAGACUCUACGACUCAACGCUUUCAAACAA
Molecule: messenger RNA, 3284 nt
Organism: Osmerus eperlanus (European smelt)
Lineage: Eukaryota; Metazoa; Chordata; Actinopteri; Osmeriformes; Osmeridae
Gene: rgl3a
Product: ral guanine nucleotide dissociation stimulator-like 3a
Exons: 20
Coding region: 309-2747 (812 amino acids)
Biological process (GO): positive regulation of GTPase activity; Ras protein signal transduction
Cellular component (GO): plasma membrane
Molecular function (GO): guanyl-nucleotide exchange factor activity
Source: RefSeq, a predicted model, not a curated record